Molecule: messenger RNA, 7901 nt
Organism: Lactuca saligna
Lineage: Eukaryota; Viridiplantae; Streptophyta; Magnoliopsida; Asterales; Asteraceae
Source: the annotation of a GenBank genome assembly
CAUGUUGAAGACCAAGAGACGACCUGAAUCACCGGUGACGACCUUUUACUUUUUUCUUAAACGGCAAAGAUUUUAUAAGCACAAUCCAUAGCAAGAUUUUAGUUUCUUACUUCAAACAACGAAAGUAUCGCGAUCCUCCAACACAGAACAUGGACCGACAUCCUCGCCGUCGAAACCACGGCGGCAGUAGUCGCAAUGUAAACUCUACGUCGCAAACGGUUGCGAUGAUCGACGGCGCUGUAGUGAAAGCUCACUCUGAUCUUCUUGCUUCCGGCGAAACCAUAUCUGCAUGGAGAGUCUCACAGUCGGCGUUGGUGACACUGAAAGCCGUUUCCUUCGAAUCCUUGGGGUUUCAUAUGCAAAAUGUUCCCUCACUAUAUCGCUUGAUGAUCACUGAAGCAAAGGUCAACUCUUUUAUACAUUGUUUUGUUGGGGUCCAAAAGAUCACAUCACUACAUGAUUUGGAGACAGCAAUUUGUGAGAGUGAGGGAAUUAGUAGCUUUGAAGAACUUGAACUGGGACCCAUGUUAAAGCAUCCACUAGUGAUGCAUUACUUUUCUGUAGGAUCUGAUGUCACAGAGAUAUUCAAGAUUACAAGUGAACAAAUCAUUGGUUACCUCAAUAUUCUCCUUCAUAGAAGGAAAAAGAUCACGGUUGAUGACUUAUUGGAUUAUAUAGCCAAGAGAAAGAAUGAAAGCCGUGAAAAUCUUUGUGUACGAAUACAAAGUCUGGGUAUGCACAUUGGUAAUAUCAUGCGUGGAAGGCGAUCUGAGUUCACCUUGCUAAAGAAGUGUUCUGAUGGAUUAGAUAUUGAAUCAAAACUUGAUGACAAUGAUGAUAAUAAUGGAGAGGCUACCAAUUAUGAGGAAAAUGAUAACAUACAGGAUUCUGGCAAUUCUUCAUUUCCAACUGAGAUCGAUCGUAAUGUGCUUUCUUCUCAAGACAAAAAAGUGUGCAAUGAUCAUGGUGUUUCAUUUGAUCAAGGAAAACAAGGACCUGAAAAUAACUUUUGCACGGCAUAUGUAGUUCAUAGAAUACCCAAACAUCGGAUGCUUGGGAUCGAGCUUAAACAAGAGUUUCAAAGUGGUGAUGUGGAAACAGGAUUCAUAGAUGAUAAUGCAGUUGAUGGGUAUACAUGGAUGUUCAUUAAGAUCUGGAAAGACACUUGUGAAAAAGAGAACGUAAAUGAGACAUUUGGCAAGAUGAUUGACUUUUAUAAUGGUCCAAUGAAGCCAAAGAAGAAAAUGAAAGCUCUAAAUAAAGUUAGGGCACCUCCAUAUGUUGAAUUGCUAAAUGUUGCUAUUGCAUCUAUGAAGUUUGGUUUGUGGGAUCGUAUUAGUUCCACCCCUCAAGCAAAUGCAAACUCCAGCACAACUGCAUUUGAUGUUGAGCCAGCUGAAAAGGGUGUUUCAGGGUGUCAUGCUGAUGAUAAUGCACUUAAUGAGCGUACAAUGCUGUUCAUUAAGAUCUGUAGGGGCGCCUGUGAAAAAGAGAAUGUAGUUGAGUCAUUUGGCAAGAUGCUUGACUUUUAUCAUGGUCAAAUGAACUCAAAGAGGAAAACCAAAGCUUUAAAUAGUAUGGCAUCAUCAUAUCCAUAUGUCGGAUUGCUAAAUGUUGCUAUUGCAUCUAUAAAGUUUGGUUUGUGGGAUCAUAUCUGUUCUACCUCUCAAGCAAACAGUAAAGAGGGGCCAUCAAAUGCAAAUUUGGGGACAUGUGCACUUGAUGGGAACACGGAUGUUGAUCCAGAUGAAAAGGAUGUUGUGGAGGGUAGUGUCUGCAUUGCUCUUGAAGAUCUUCUGAAGUAUAUCAAGACAUAUUUUGCGUUCCCAGAUCAUGAUCUAGACAAUGUAAGUUCUUAUCCGAAGAAACAGCUGAUCUUUCUAAGGGAGAUCUGCAAACUAGAAAGAUCUCUAACUCAAAAGUUUUCCAUCAAAGACUUUGAGAUCCUUGGUUUUGGACACAUUUUUACUUUCUUAAUGGAUCACAUUUCACUACUACCAACCACAUGGCAAAACUGCUUCGUGAUCACUGACAAAGAUGAAAAGCCUUCAGUUAAAGUUUUCAUGAGCCAACCUUAUCUUCUUGAACUGUUAUCUGAAGCUGCUAAUAGCUUACAAGAAAAUGAAACCUUAAGCACAUUGAUGGUUUCCAAGUUAUUAAGAAUGCAAUACCCUUCUAGUGGUCUUACAUUACUAGAAGAUGAUUUCACAGCAGAUGUUUUGACUACUAUGAGCAAGAAUGGUCAUAAUGCAAGCUCAAAUGCUGUGUUGUUUUCUUCAACUCUAUCUACUUUUUGGGAAGAUAAGGGUUUCUCAGUGACCCAUGUUUGCACGAAGGAUACAGUUGAAGUUUUACUUAGGGCUCCAAUGUUUGUAGAUUUAGCCACAUGGUCUCACUGGGAGAUUAAGUAUGCACCUUCUUUAGGUCCUCUUGUGGGUUGGUUGUUAAGUGAAGUAACCACAAAGGAGUUGCUUUGUUUAUUGACAAGAGAUGGGAAAGUUAUACGGAUUGAUCAUUCAGCUACUGUUGAUUCAUUCUUUGAAGCUUUCCUCCUUGGAUCUGCUUUUGAAACUGCCCUAAAGCUGCUAUCUUUGAUUUGUUUAUAUGGUGGUGAACAAAAUGUACCCUUGCCUCUUCUAAAACGAUAUGCAAAGAAUGCAUUUGAAGUCAUUUUGGACAAAAAUGACCCUGAAAAAGGCGCAAGGUUUUUCCUUGACUGUGUGGGGUUACUACCUAAAGAGUUCCAAAGUUUUGCAGCCGAGUUGUUGGUUUCUGCAUUUCGUUCAAUCAUCAAAGAUGCUCAUGAUGUGAUCUUAAGUGAAUGCAAAUGUAAAGAGGAUCAUCUGAUGAUCCAUGAGCUUGGAUUGUUUCUAGGCGUAGUGGAAUGGCUUGAUGAUUACUGUACAUGUUCUUUUGAAUCCAAAGAAUCCUCAAAGAGAUUUGGUUCAAAAGAUGAAGUUAUUAUUACGCCCCUUGAAGUCAAACAGGCUACUGAUGAUUGUAAAAGAGAUAACGUGAAGACUCAUAGAGUGCAAAGUGGUGAUGUUAGUUUCAUUAGGUCUAUGUCAGACUCUGCCAGAGAGAAUGAUGCAGCUAAUAUUAUCGAGUCCAUUAGAAUCCAAGAAUUUGGUCUGGAUCCAAAAAUUUCAAGUUUAGAAAGUAGCAUUUUGAAAAAGCAACAUGCUCGCUUAGGAAGAGCACUUCAUUGCCUAUCACAAGAAUUAUAUUCUCAAGACUCACAUUUUCUCUUAGAGCUUAUUCAGAAUGCUGAUGAUAAUGUCUACCCAAGAAACGUGGAGCCAACUUUGACAUUCAUUCUUGAGGAGAAAAGUAUUGUUGUCAUGAAUAAUGAGAAUGGUUUUUCUGGUGAGAACAUCAGAGCACUUUGUGAUGUUGGAAAUUCUACCAAGAAGGCAUCUAAUGCUGGUUAUAUUGGCAAGAAAGGAAUCGGAUUCAAAUCAGUAUUUCGGGUUACUGAUGCUCCAGAAAUUCAUUCUAAUGGAUUCCAUAUUAAGUUCGACAUAAGCGAGGGUCAAAUUGGUUUUGUUUUGCCAACAAUCGUCCCUCCUUGUGAUAUUGAGUUGUUUACAAACCUUGUUUCAUUUGAUACUACUGAUCAAGUGAAUAUACACCAAUGGAAUACAUGCAUUGUGCUUCCCUUUAAGUCAAGCCUAACAGAAACUUCUGAUUUUGAUAACAUCACAUCAAUGUUUUCCGAUCUUCAUCCAUCUCUAUUGCUCUUUCUUCAUCGUCUACAAUGUAUCAAAUUCAGAAACAUGCUUACUGAUUCAUAUAUCACCAUGAGGAAAGAAAUCGUUGGAAAUGGACUAAUCAAUGUUUCCCAUGGGAGUAAAACAUUGACAUGGUUUGUAGAAUCCCAUACAUUGCAUGCUAAUGGAAUCCGAGAUGAUGCCAAAACUACUGAAAUUUCGAUUGCUUUUCCACUGGAAGAAUCAGGAGAUGGUAAUUACAUUCCAAAGAUGGAUCAACAGUAUGUUUUCGCGUUUCUUCCUCUUCGAACAUAUGGUUUCAAGUUUAUUAUCCAAGCUGAUUUUAUCCUUCCAUCUUCAAGAGAAGAAGUUGAUGGAGACAGUUCAUGGAAUCAAUGGCUGCUAUCAGAGUUUCCAAGCUUGUUUGUGAAGUCUGAGAGAUCUUUCUGCAACAUUCCUGGUUUUCAUGAUUGUCUUGGAAAAGGUGUUUCUUCCUUUUUGAGCUAUGUUCCUCUUGUUGGAGAAGUGCAUGGUUUUUUUGCUUCACUUCCAAGAAUGAUCAUAUCAAAGUUAUGCACGUCUAACUGUCUUCUUCUAGAAGGGGAUAAUGACAAUUGGGUCCCACCAUGUAGGGUUCUAAGAAACUGGAAUGAAGAGGCUCGAGAACUUAUGCCUGAUAGCAUGAUUCAGAAGCAUCUUGGCCUUGGGUACUUGAAUAAAGAUAUAGUUAUAUCCGAUUCACUCGCAAGGGCAUUGGGGAUUGAGAACUAUGGACCUAAAAUCUUGGUUCAAAUGUUAUCUUCUUUAUGCCUUAUGAAAGAAGGUUUAAGAUCAAUGGGGUUUAGUUGGCUAUCAUCUUGGCUUAAUUCUUUCCAUGAAAUGUCCCUUCUUGGAGUUAGCUCUGAUAUCAUGAAUACCCUCAGAAGAACACCCUUCAUUCCUCUUUUAAACGAUUGUUUUACUUCGAUUGAUGAGGGUAUGAUUUGGAUGAAUUUGGAGAAAACAUCUGACAGAUUGUUUGCUGAUCUUCGAGUCGUUAAUCCUGCACUUUUUGAUUGUUCAAACACCUUGAACUUAACUCAAAUUCUUUCCAAAGUUGGUGUCCAAAAGCUCUCUGCACAUCAAGUAGUAAAAUCACACGUCCUUCCAGCUAUUUGUGACAAGAAGAAUACAGUGAAUAAAGAUCUCAUGACAGAAUACUUAUCGUUUAUCAUGGUUCACCUACAAUCUAGCUGCUCAGAUUGUCGUAUGGAAAGGGAGAAAAUAAUUUCAGAGGUCUAUAAUAAGGCUUAUAUUUUGACAAAUCAUGGAUUUGUUCUACCUUCUGAGGUGCCAAUCCAUUUCAAUAAUGAUUUUGGAAAUCGUAUUGAUACACAAAUUCUGAUCAAUGGCAUUGAUGUAAAAUGGUAUGAGGUUGAUAAAAUUUAUUUGAAGUAUUCAUCAGAUAGUUGUAUACUCAACUGGAGGAAAUUUUUAAAUGAACUACAAGUCACUGAUUUUGUGCAAAUCAUUCGAGUUGAGAAGACUGUUUCUGGAUCAACAAUUAGUGAUUGGGAGUCUCCAGAGUUGGUUGAUUUGCUGGAGAAAAUUUCGGAGAGUGGUGAUUGUAAAAAAUGCAAACAUUUAUUGGAGAUUCUUGACACGAUAUGGGAUGAUUAUUUUGGUGAUAAGGUUUUAGGUCUUUGCAAUAUGGAUGGAGAAAGCAAGUCUUUUAGGUCUGCAGUUGUAACUGCUCUUAACAAUGUUCCAUGGGUGGUUUCUAGCAUGGAUGAAGGGCUUUUUUGUCCUAAAGAUUUGUUUCAUAAUUGUGAGGCUGUGAGGUCAAUUUUGGGUGAUAACGCCCCUUAUGCUGCCUCAAAGAUUCAAAGUGAGAAGCUGAUUACCAGCAUUGGUUUUAAGGUUACUGUUUCUCUUCAUGACGCCUUAUCUGUUCUUGAAGUCUGGAAAAGAUCAUCCACAUCUAUGAAAGCUAGCAUAUCACAGAUGUCUAGGUUUUACUCGUUUGUAUGGAAUGAAUUGGGUUCUUCAAAUCAGAAUAGCAUGGUGAACUUAGGGAGUGAUGAAGCGUUUAUAUUUGUUCCUUUUUCAUCUGAUUCUUCAAGUGAAAUUGUGCCUGGUGUUCUUUUAUCCCCUCAUGAGGUGUAUUGGCAUGAUGGUUUGAUCAAUCCUCAGAUCGAAUUGAGCAAAAUGUUAAGCAGUUUAUAUCCAACACUUCAUGACUUUUUUGUUAACCAAUGUGGUGUAAAGGAGAACCCUCCACUUGUAGAUUACUUUGCACUCUUACGUUAUUUAUCAACUGUUGAUACUCCAACAAAGGCUGCUAAAAAGGUUUUUGAUGUUUUUGUUAUGUGGGGCGAUGGAAUAAAAUCUGGGCUACUGAGUUUUGAGGAUGUUGACAUGUUGAAAAAGAAUCUUGAAGAAAAGGAUACAAAGGUGCUUCCCACCUCAAACGAUAAUUGGGUUUCAUUACAUCCAUCAUUUGGGCUAGUUUGUUGGUGUGAUGAUGAGAAUCUUGCUAAUGAAUUUGAGGACAUAAAUAAUAUUGAUUUUAUUCGUAUGUGUGAACUCACUGAUGAAGAAAAAGAAAUGCUUGAAAUGAAAGUUUCUGUUCUCAUGAAAAUGCUAGGAAUCCCUUCUCUUUCAGAGCUUGUUACUCGUGAAGCAGUAUAUUAUGGACCAGUUGACAAUAGCUAUGAGACUUCUUUACUGAAAUGGGUUCUUCCAUAUGCUCAACGUUACAUAUGUAACACGUAUCCUGAAAGAUAUCUCCAACUAAAGCUGUCUGGAUUUGAAAAACUCAAUCGACUGCAGAUUGUUGUUGUGGAAAAGUUAUUCUAUAAGAACGUUAUAAAAAGAUCAAAGUUAGCGUCCAAGAAGAGACAUGAUAGUAGCUGUUUCUUUCAGGAUGAGAUCUUGUAUGCAACGCCUGAUUCAGAUUCUCAUUCGAUAUUCAUGGAGCUUUCUCAUUUUCUGAUGAACGGGAAUCCCGAAUUGCACUUGGCAAAUUUCCUUCACAUGAUCACAACCAUGACUGAAUCAGGUUCCACUGAACAACAAAUAGAAACUUUUGUGUUGAAUAGCCAGAAGGUGCCAAAACUCCCAGAUGACGAACCAGUAUGGUCAAUUCAACCGACAGAAUGGAAUCUGGAGACAUACUCCACAACACGUGUCACAAAAAGAAUCGACAACCCCACCACACCAUCUUCCCAAAGCAACAGAAACUGGCCACCGGCCACCUGGAAAACCGCCCCCAAAUUCAAUUUGAAUGAUCUCAAGAUCAAAGAUGUCGCUAAGCAAAUUGAAAACUCGAACCCUAAGGAUGAUGGUGGAAUCGGAGGUGGUGAUUGUGUUGAUGGGGAACCUGAUUUGGUUGACCUAGAUCCUCCGGCGAGUUUUAGUGAAAGGGAUCAGCUUUCACAUGGGACAACGAAUGUUCAGCAGGCGGCUGUUACAGGGAGACGUGGUGAGGAAAUGGCGUUCAAAUACUACUUGAGAAAAGCCAAUAAGAAUGUAGUGAGAUGGGUGAAUGAAGAUGGUGAGACUGGGCUUCCGUAUGAUAUUGAAGUCUGUGAUGAGGAAAACCGGAAGGAAUAUAUUGAAGUCAAAACGACUGAUUCUGCAGAUAAAGACUGGUUUGAGAUAUCGGUUAGAGAGUGGCAGUUUGCAGUUGAAGAAGGUGAAUGUUUUAGCAUAGCGAGGGUUGUUUUGUCCGGUGGUGAUAAAACUGGUCGAGUUACCGUGUUCAAGAAUCCGGCGAGGCUUUGCCGACUUGGCCACCUGAAGCUGGCUGUUUUGAUGUCGAAGCAGCAGAAGGAAGAGUUUGUUCUAUGUUGAUCUAAGCUAUCAAUUGCGCGCUAUAGCGUGCGUUUUGCGGAGGUCAGGAACCGCUAUUUUCAACUUAGCGUUUUCAUUUUGCGGUACCGCUAUUAGCGGCGCUAUUCACCGCUAUUUCACUAACCGCUAUAGCGGCGCUAUGGGCGCUAUUCCAUUUUCGUUCACAUUUAGGGUCAUUUUGUUACUUUGUCAAUGAAAAACUAGUUUUAAUGAUCUCACUACACUUUCAUUUUAAAAUGCCCAAACAACUAACAUAAUUAAAAGCAUUCAAAGCAACUACGUCUACCGACAACUCUCUUUCUCAUCUUUUUUUUGUACUCACAACGACUUCAGCUGCUACGGUCAGACUCCAUUAAU